GGAAGAAGCCCAUUGGUCGGCGCUGGUAGGUUAAACCGAGGAUCGUAUUUUUGUUCCUGUGUCAACGGGAAAAAAGAAAAGAGCAGCAGCCAGUGAGACUAAGUUGACAUCAAAGAUAUUAUUUUACUUUCAAGCAUUAACGGAAAAGACGCCUCGGACCUCUCACCAGCCAGGAGACCCCCAACUCUACAGAAGUCCUUUUUAAAGAUGAACUCUAAUGUGGAGAAUUUGCCGCCUCAUAUUCUUCGCUUGGUUUACAAAGAGGUUUCAGCCUUAGCUGCGGACCCCCCCGAGGGUAUUAAGAUCUAUCCAAGCGAUGAAGACAUAACUGAACUGCACACAGCCAUAGAAGGACCAGAGGGAACUCCAUUUGCUGGUGGCAUUUUCCGAAUGCGUCUGGUCCUUGGGAAGGACUUCCCUGCGGUUCCACCCAAGGGGUAUUUCCUGACCAAGAUUUUUCACCCCAAUGUCGGUCACAAGGGAGAGAUCUGUGUCAACGUGUUGAAACGGGACUGGAAGGCAGAACUUGGCCUCAGACACGUCUUACUUACGAUCAAGUGUCUUCUCAUCCACCCAAACCCAGAAUCGGCUCUGAACGAAGAGGCCGGGCGUUUGCUGUUAGAGGACUAUGCAGAAUACGAGUCCCGCGCUCGUCUGCUUACAGAAAUCCACGCCAUGAGUGGGCCUGGCGGGACAUCUGGGGCUCCUCCGGACUCCAAUGAUGGCCCACAGCCAAAGAAGCACGCAGGUGACCCCACAAAGAGAGCGGGACCCAGUGCAGCAGCUAUGCCAGCAACGCUGGGUAAUGGAGCUAGCGGAGCCAGUACCACCACCAGCAAUAACAGUAGUAGUAGUAGCAGUAAUAAUGUAGCAGGGAAAAAGAAAGCAGAUAAAAAGCGUGCAUUGAGGCGACUUUAAUACCUCAGCGAGAUUCUCAGUGUGUGUGUGUGUGUGCGCGUUUGUGUGUGUGCGUGCGUGCGUGUGCGAGAGUGUAAAUAUAAAUAUGAAGUGUGCUAAUGAUGUUUUGAUUCUCCUUUUUUCUGACUCUUUCUACCACCAGUCCAAUCUUUCCCCUUUGUACUCAUACCUUACACUUGGUUUUGCCACGACUUUGUCCUGUUGGCAUUAUAUUGAGGUUGGUUAAUUAUUUCCAUACCUGAAGACAUUGUGAAAAAUACUUGUUCCUAUAGACUUUUCAGGAUAUCAUGCCAUCAUUUGUAUCUUUUCCUUGGCCGUUUUAUGAGUGAAUGACAUAGGUAAUUAUUUUCACUUUGUAAAACAUGGCCUCUAAUGUCUGGCCAUUGACGAAACAAAGCUAAUGUUGCCUCAGACUCUUUUUUUAAAGUGUUUCCUGAUAAACGCUGCUGUGAUGGUACUGUGUACUGCUCAGCCAGGCCCACUGUUGAGUCUAAACCACGAUGCUACUUACAAUUUAAAUCAGGUUUUCAAACUGAGCUCAAAAGGAAGUGAUGGUAGAAGAUGUUUUAACAAUAAUGUAAGAAGUCAGAAUUGGGAGAGACAUAAUUGUUAAUGUCACACAAAAUUGUCUCAUGUUUUUAAAAUGAAUUUUUCAUAACUGAACUGAAUGAAGUAAAGCUAUGGAGUCUCAAAGCC
Messenger RNA from Hippoglossus stenolepis (Pacific halibut), 1614 nucleotides. RefSeq names its product ubiquitin-conjugating enzyme E2S (gene ube2s). The record is from RefSeq and is a predicted model, not a curated record. The transcript is spliced from 4 exons. The coding region runs from base 208 to 918 and encodes 236 amino acids. NCBI's taxonomy places the organism in Eukaryota, Metazoa, Chordata, Actinopteri, Pleuronectiformes, Pleuronectidae.